GGAAGUUGAGAGCCAAAAAUAGAAGUGGAUCAAUAAAAGAGGGAUGAUGUGAUUUCAGGUAGAUCCUAACUGACAGGUGUGGAACAGAUAAACUAAUAGAGAAUUAUCUUAAUUAAAGAUGGAAGACAAAAUGGGCUUCAGAAGUCCCCCGAAAGUGUUAUGUCGAAAGACCAGAUGAGUUGACAUGGCUGAGGGCAGGUGGACUUGGCUCUGGACUCUGUUCCUGUGCCUCCUCCUGCAAGGUGAUACCAUAGCAUUCGUCUUAGAGGGGUCUCCUUCUUCUUACGCGCGGUUCAAGAAGUGGAUCUCCGGUCUCAAUGGUUCUCUAUCCUUUGAAUUUCAAACACAGGAACCUAACGGUUUGCUGUUAUAUACGGACGAUGGCGGUGCCUUCGACUUUUUCGAGUUAAAACUGGUUGAAGGUACGUUGAGACUUCGUUUUAAUCUUGGCGGUGGUGCUUCGAUCAUAUCCGUGGGUAGAAAUCUUCACGAUGGACAUUGGCACAGAGUGGAGAUUAUUCGCAACAUAGAAGAAACCCAAUUGAGAGUAGACGACGAUACGCAGGGACGAAUCUCUCGAGGACCCGAAUAUCAUUUUGGUAAUUAUACGACCAACAGCUUUGUAUAUUUUGGUGGGAUGCCUAGUUGGUAUAGUUCGAAACCCAAUCUACUUGCAUUACCAUCAGUUUUAUUCGAACCGACUUUUAAAGGAAGUAUAAAAAAUGUUGUGUAUGCGAGUGAAGAGGGACUUGCCAAAGAACAAGACAUGAUUGAAUUUAAAGGUGUCAGAUCCAACCAGUUGGAUGCCUGUGAACAUCACGACCCCUGCCAACAUGGGGGUAUUUGUAUAAGCACCGACAGCGGAGCUAUCUGUGAUUGCAGAGCUGUAGAUUACGAAGGAAGUUUCUGCGAAAGAGAAAAACCUCCAUCGGAAGCCACUUUCAGAGGGACAGAGUUUCUAUCUUACGACCUGAGAUCAACUGGAGGAGAAGCCAUCAUCAGUUCCAGCGACGAGAUAUCUUUAUAUUUUAAGACGAGACAACCACUUGGCAUGAUGUUUCAUACGGGACACAACGACGACUUUUUGAGCUUGAGUCUGAGAGAUGGAGGAAUCGUAUUGACAGUAAAUCUUGGAUCUGGUUCCUUAGAAAAAACUGUUCGACCCGCUAAAGUCAGGUUCGAUGAUAAUCAAUGGCACAAAGUUUUGGUUCAUCGAAAAGUCCGAGAGAUUACAAGAGCCACUAGUUUUUGUCACUUUUCUAUAACCGUCGACGGAGUAUAUACAGAAAGAGGUUCGACUGCAGGAACCUUUUCUUUAUUAGCUAGCAGCGUGUUGAAUAUAGGAGGAAGCAGCCCUAUAUCAGGCCCUACGGGAUUCAAAGGGAGAAACAACUUCAUAGGCUGCUUACGUAAGGUGGAAUUCGUGGCAGACAGUCUAACUUUAGAUCUGAUCGAGCUGGCCAGGACUGGAAACAAACUCAUAGUUCUCCAUGGCAACCUGCAUUUCUUGUGUCAGGAGGUUGAAGCUGCUGAUCCGAUCACAUUCACAACCAAGGAAUCUUUCCUGGCUCUACCAAGUUGGGAAGCAGCGAGAGCUGGAAGCAUUUCAUUCAAGAUCCGUACUAAUGAACCUAAUGGAGUCUUAAUGUAUAACAGUGGUGCCACUGCCCAAGGGGAUUUUUUCGCUUUCGAGUUACUCGACGGACACGUGUUCUUGUUACUUAAUCUUGGAUCCGGUGCGGUCAAGGCAAAAGCCACUACAAGAAGAGUCGAUGAUGGUCAAUGGCAUACUGUGUCAUUAAGGAGAACAGGAAAGUCUGGUCGUGUAACCGUAGAUGAAUCUGCUGUAGACUUUAUAACCCCAGGUAACUCCAACCAGCUGGACUUGGAAGGAGCUCUUUACUUGGGAGGAGUGGGAGUCAGCGAUCAAGGAAUGUCUGUGCCUAGUGAACUGUGGUCGGGAAUGUUGAGAUAUGGUUAUGUGGGCUGCAUGAGAGAUUUGGUGGUUAAUGGUAAAGCUGUAGAUAUCGCCGUAUUCGCUAAAAAACAAGAUUCCGGAAGCAUCCGUCCCGCUUGUCACACUUCUCCUACUCAAUGCGAUAGUCAACCUUGCCUGAAUGGAGGACAUUGCGAGGAAGGUUGGAAUCGCUUCAUCUGUGAUUGUUCCCAUACUAGUUUUUCUGGUGCCGUCUGUGCCAAAGAUGCAACCACCUUAAGUUUUGACGGUGGACAAUUUAUGAAGAUUACAGUACCAGAAGGUUCCUAUACACAAGCCGAAGACAUCAGUCUUCGCUUCAGAACAACACGACCCAGUGGUCUUUUGAUAGCCACCACCUCCGACAAGACCUCGGGUCAUUUGAUAGUUGCUUUGGAAUCUGGAAGAGCUAAGGUUGUAUUGAAUGUCGGAGAUGGCAACAAGGUAGUUUACAUUGGACAGGGAUUAAAUGAUGAUCAAUGGCAUACACUUCAAAUUACGAGAAGAGGACAAAGCAUGGAAGCUCGUGUUGACUCUGAAUCCAUUAGUCGAGAGCUUACUGGACAAAAAAUUACUUUGGAUUUCCACUCCAUGCACAUUGGUGCUGUAGUUCCAGAUAAAAGUGCCAAUACAAUUAGUACGAACUUUGUUAAAGAUAUACCCAAUUUCGUUGGUCACAUGCAGCAUUUCAUUUUUAACGGAAAUCAUUUUUUCGACAUGGCACGAAAUGGGCAAAUGACAAAUUCUCAGGUGACGGCAAAAUUUGGCAAGAAAGAUCACAUUGUUCACCAUCCGGUGACUUUUAAAUCAAAAUACACUUUUAUAGGAUUACCUCAACUCAAAGCUUACGCUUCGAUGAAUCUUUACUUCCAAUUCAAAACUCUAGAACCCGGUGGGCUUUUGCUCUAUAACGGUGGCAAGGGUCAAGAUUUUUUAGCCAUCGAGCUCGUCGAUGGUCAUCUUCAUUAUAUAUUCAAUCUGGGAGACGGACCUCGUAGAGUUAGGUCCAACACCAGAAACACUUUGAACGAUAAUCACUGGCACGCUGUUACGAUUGGUCGACCAUUACUGAGGCAGCACACGUUAAUGGUGGACGACAUGAUUGCAACUGUGACAAGUGCCGGUUCAAAUAUCCAUUUGGAUCUCGAUGGACUCUUGUAUCUAGGGGGAGUCCGGCGAUCUAUGUACACCUCGUUGCCUAAAUUAAUACAAUCAAAACACGGUUUCGAAGGCUGCUUGGCAUCUUUGGAUUUAAACGGAGACAUGUUGGAUCUAAGUAAAGAUGCUCUAAUACCUAGCACAUUAGUUUCGAUGGGAUGCGCCGGUCCUGUUACAAAAUGUAGCAAUACUGCUUGUGCUAAUAGAGGUAUUUGUGUGCAAAUGUGGAAUAGUUAUACCUGCGAUUGUGAUAUGACUUCUUUUACUGGACCAACGUGUUCUGAUGAGAGCAUCGCUUACAGAUUUGAUCCCGGUGGUGGCUUAAUUACUUUCACUUACCCCAAAGAUAAGAGACCAGACACUAAAAGCGAUUUACUAGCGCUGGGCAUCAUCACCAUGACAGUCAAUGCCGUAUUGAUGAGGAUCGAUAGUGGAAGCAGCAAUGAUUAUAUGGAGUUAGAAGUCGUCGACGGUAACGUCUUCAUGGUCUAUAAUAUGGGCACCGAAGAUCAUCCGAUUGGAGAACUCAGCGUUAACGUUAAUGAUGGACAGUAUCACGUGAUUAGAUUUACCAGAUCAGGACCCAACUCGACCAUCCAAGUCGAUGAUCAUAACGUUAGAAUUAAACAUCCGAAAGGAAGACAACUGACCAUAUUCAAUAGUCAUUCCAAAAUCCAAGUUGGGGGCAAGAAGAAUGGUCUCAAAGAUAAAAUAGAACGACCAUUCCAAGGAGUGAUUGCUGGAUUGGUUUUCAAUGGACUACGCAUUUUAGAUAUGGCUGCUGAAAACGACCCUAGUGUAACUGUCGUAGGUGAUGUAGAAUUACUUGUAUCACUUCCUCACGAUUCUCAUCAAUCUAGUUUAGCACCAACGCCUCAAAUGCAACAGCCUAAAGGCGAUUCUAUGUUAGAAGAAGAAGAUCCUGUUUCUUCGGGAGGAGGCUCCGGAUGUUGGGAUGAUGAAGAUCGAUGCAAUUUCAAUGAAGGUGGUUCUGGUGACGACUUAAUCACUCCCGUCCAUAUCUUGCCCACGGGUAGUCCAACCAGUCUGGUAACGGAUUCCGAAACCAAUCUGGAAGAUAAACUUUGCGACGACGAAGAAGAAUUCUGUCCAGAAGGUUCUGGGUCGGGCGAAGUAGUAAAUCCAAUACCGACAGACGAUUUAGUCGAGAUAAUAGACGCAUCAAAACCACUUUAUCCUACAGACGACACUUCGGAACAGGAUCUGUCUUCCGUCAUUAGACCUCAAGUACCUCACCAACCAUCACCGUCAACCGUCCAAACAACACGAUCUUCAAAAAUUGAAGUUUACGGAGUACCCAUCCCUCAAAAUCCGGGAACGGGUCAGGAAGUUCAUCGACCAAAUCAUAAAAGUAAAAGUUCGGCCGAUAGUACGGCUCUGGUGAUAGGUAUCAUAGCGGGUGUUCUUAUUGGCAUUGUUCUAGUUGCACUAAUCGUUUAUCGAAUUAGAAAUCGAUCGGAAGGUUCUUACAAAAUCGACGAAAGCAAGAACUAUCAAUUUGCAGCCGUUUCGGCUAGUCCAUCCUUAUUAAAUGGACAGCAAGCACACAUGAAUGGUACGGUCAAAACUGGAGAGAAGGCCACAAGGAAUCCAAAUAUUACUAAAGAUGGUAAAGAUCUUAAAGAGUGGUAUGUGUGAGUGAAUUCUUUAUUUUGCGUGAUAUACCUCGCGAACGUUAUAUAUAUAUCUCAAGGUACUGCCAGACGUAAUUAACGAUCGGCCAUUUUUAAGAAUCGAUCACUGUUAGUGAUCGCCAUUGAGUUGUAUGGCGAUCAUUUAUCACUUUUACCUUAACAGGUAGAAAAAUGCCAAUCCAAAGGAUUAAUCGUCAAACUGCGAUGAAUUGUUCGCCGCUUUUUUCUUUUUUUCUUAAAAAAAAGCAAAGCAAAAUAAAAAAAAGUUGUUUUUUGAUCAUUUUUAGAUGUGACGCAAAAACCCAAAUGUUGCAGAGCAUACAUCAUUCGCUGCUGCUGCAAUUUCACAAUAUUGAGGGGGAAAAUAUUAUAUAGAUUAAUGAAAAAUUUAUUUGUAAUUAUUAUCAUUUUUUCAACAGAACUGACUGUUUUUGUGAGGUAAACUAAUAUAUUGUGUCGAUUGAAAAUUUAUGAAGAUCGAUUCAUCCUGAACAGGUUCUUAUCCGUUUUAUAUAUCACAUAUUUGUUUACGAAAACACCCGAAAUCCAAUUUUAUGAUCAAUAAUAGUGCAUCACCAUUGCAAUAUUUAGAUCAGAUUUUACACCCAGUUUAUGGCCUAACCUUAGCUUAUGCAACGUAAACGUACUUUAGAAACGUGUGGCGCCAUCUGUCUUCUAAUUUUUAAAGUAGUCGAGUAUUGAUGGAAAAGUUCUGAGUUCGAAUCGCAAAGAAAAGAAGGAAAAAAUUAAAAAAAAUUAUAAAUAAAUGUAAAGCUGUAGGAAUUAAAUAUUUUUGAAGAUAACUACGAACGAAUCACGUGAUAUCAAUGAGAAGAAAGCCACGCAUCCUCCCGACUUAAUUUUUCGCGAAUAUCAUCAUCGGCCCUGUUUAUACAUUAUGAUUGCUCUACUGUACUUUAUCAAUCAUUGUCGGGAUCCUGGCAAUAAAAUGGUUAGGAAAAUUGUGCAAAUAAAACAAUGAG
This is a messenger RNA of Centruroides sculpturatus (bark scorpion), 5771 nucleotides long. RefSeq names its product neurexin-1-like. The record is from RefSeq and is a predicted model, not a curated record. NCBI's taxonomy places the organism in Eukaryota, Metazoa, Arthropoda, Arachnida, Scorpiones, Buthidae. Gene Ontology annotation, molecular function: calcium ion binding. The transcript has 18 exons. The coding region runs from base 185 to 4792 and encodes 1535 amino acids.